Nematostella vectensis (starlet sea anemone) is the source of this 3415-nucleotide messenger RNA. RefSeq names its product dopamine receptor 1. The transcript has 4 exons. Bases 834 to 2762 code for a protein of 642 amino acids. Gene Ontology annotation, cellular component: dendrite; membrane. The record is from RefSeq and is a predicted model, not a curated record. Gene Ontology annotation, biological process: chemical synaptic transmission; G protein-coupled receptor signaling pathway, coupled to cyclic nucleotide second messenger. Gene Ontology annotation, molecular function: G protein-coupled serotonin receptor activity; neurotransmitter receptor activity. NCBI's taxonomy places the organism in Eukaryota, Metazoa, Cnidaria, Anthozoa, Actiniaria, Edwardsiidae.
UAUUUUCAUAUCCAUAAAAAACAAAGUAUACUUUUCCAUAAUGGGAAGGAAUAAUAAACAACCGAAGUAGGAAACAAAGUCUAUCAAAAUCCACAAGUUUCAUCGUAAUGAAAGUUCGAGUGGAGUUGAGUCAUCUGAGAAGUAUAGAGAGCUAGAAAGUGAGAAAUUGCGUGAUUUGAGUUUGAUAUAGUUUGGUUAUACUUGCGAGUAACACAUUUUGAAAUAAAAAAUAGUAAACUUUUCUGCUAUUUCUAAUGAUCGAAGAAUAACUUUUUCGAGCUGUCCUACGCGAAGAGUAAUAACAUUGCAUCACCACAAUUUUUCAAAGUUUUUUUUUUCAAUGUACUUACUGUACUUCUGUACAUUUCUCAACAGCAAACCCAACAUCUCGCAUUCCAAAAUAGCGCCGAAAAGUUUCAUAUUCUCGUUUUAUUUUUAUGAGUGGAAGCAGUUCAAGCAGUUUUUGACUGGAUAACAUGUGCCAGUUUAAGGAACUGUUUACCUGCCUUAUUGUUUGUAGUAGCAGUGUCGGCGGCAAAAGUGUUAUUUUUAUUGACAUUGCAAGUGAGUAAAACAGUCCUUUUGGUGGCGAAUUAGCAUAAACAUGAGAUUACUUUUAGAAAUCAAAUCAAACACCGCAUUCUUCGGAGACGUUUCCCAUGUCGAGAAGACACCCAAAAAAACAGCAGCAAUAAAAGCUAUUAAUCGAGACAUUUUCUAUGAUUUACUACCAUUUGAAGUUCAGGAAACUCGACAAUUCAAGGAUUGGACGUCAUGCUCUCGUUGCUUGAAGCAAGUUUGAGAUAAGCAAGUACUGCUAGGGGUCCGCCAACAUGGACCUCAACUCGAGUGCAUCAACAGCAACCUACCACACGACCACCCUGCUGGCAACCAACACAGCCGGCUUCACCCUCAGCGCGUCACCUUACAACAACUUUUCUAGCAUAACUUACUUCGACAUUACUGCGACACCUUAUCUUAACCAUACCGGAAGUGCAUAUCUUAGCGUAACAGCAACGCCUUUCCUUGUGGUAACAGGAGCGCCAAAUGUUAACCUGACGACUGCUUCUCAAAGCCUAGACUCCAUAGGAACGGUUAUUCCAACCUUCACAAGUGUCUUCGGCAAUCAUAGUGCUGGAAACAGCAGCAACGGCACAUUCAAACCGAUCCCGCCAUUCUUGCCCCCUCAAGAAGGAGUUACGACUGGAGACAUCGUCGCCGCCGUCUUCUACGCCAUCCUGAUCGCUUUAAUCGUCAUAGGAAACUCGCUUGUGAUUGGGUCAUUUAAAAUUAACCGUCGACUCAGGACAACGACUAAUUACUUCAUUAUGUCCUUAGCCAUUGCGGACAUGUCCAUUGGCACCAUCUCCAUCCCGCUAUGGGUCUACUUCUCAAUGCUUCCUUCCUUAAGGCUCACCAAGAUGAUUGAAUAUAAGUUCUGGUUGACUUUUGAUAUCAUUGUUGGUGUGUCGUCAAUCUUGAACUUGACCUUGAUCAGCAUGGAGAGGUGCUAUGCUCUGUUACGGCCCAUUCAGCAUAGGAAUAUCCGUAAACGUGUUGUGGUAGCACUGAUUCUGUUGGCAUGGUGUCUCGCCAUACUAGCGGGCUGCCUGCAAUUUAUUAUGAAAGGAAGAGUUAUGCAGAAGAGAUAUCCAGUCAUUCUCGCCACCGCUUUCUUCCUGGUUCCUGUUAUUAUUAUUUUUGGAACUUAUGCUGUCAUCUUUAGAAUCGCUACCAAGCAUGCGCGCGGACGAGGCGUAAGAUCCUUUCGUAAGGAUUUGCGCAUUGCUACAACAGUUGCUGUGGUCAUUGGUCUGUUUACGUUCGCCUGGGCCCCGUUCUUCGCACUCAACUUUUUUUAUUCGAUUUGUGGUGAUCUCGACCCGACCUUCAAACUAUGCGGAUCCGUACCUGACGUCUUCCGCGCAAUAAUCAAAUGGAUGCAGUACGGCAACUCGGCAUGUAAUCCCAUAGUCUACGGUUUUCGGAAUCGGGAUUUUAGACUAGCAUUUAAAAGGAUCAUUUAUAGCAUCUGUGGGAAGGACAUACCGUUAAAUCAACAGUAUCUUCAUUCACAAUCAACUUAUGCUAACACAGCGCGCAAGAGAUUUGUACGUACUCAAUCCAGCUUUGAUGAAUCCCAGUCAGUACUCUAUCCUGAUCAGAUCGUGCCUCCUGGUAUGUACGACAUGAGGGAUAGUUAUAAGAAAGCCAUAACCAAGGGUAGCAAGGCUGCCGACCCUAAAGCACCCGCCAAAGGCAUAGCGCACGGCUUGUUGUCAAUAAACAUGGACGCGCUAAGUAUGAAUGGAUCUGCUCCUAGUGCUGCUGCCAGCACAGAGAGAACACGGGGGUUGACUAAUGGAGCCCUAGAUGUGAGCAAAGCGGAUGAUAACGAGAUCGAUAUAUAUCCUCUUGAUGACAGAAAUAACGGAGUAGUGAAUGAAUCAUUUGACAUCGGAAAUGGGAACGAAAACGAUUCACAGUUCCACGAAAUUGAGAUAUAUCCACUGGGUAGUGCUGACACGUCGGAAACUGGGAACGAGUCGUUUGAAUGUGAUGUCCGGCGUAGCAGUCGUGUACGGUUUGGCGAAGACGAUGAUGGUGAUGGAAACACUAACGAUGAUAAAGGCACAACUCCAAAUUCAAAAGAACUGGCAACUCGCCAAGACGAGAGAGAGCGGUCACACUCUGACGUCACACAUUCUAGCAAAUCAUCACCAAAAGAUGGAGUUAAAGAACGAGGCUCCUCUUUUAUAUAAUGUCAUAGUAGAAAGAAAAAAAUAGAUGAUUGAGUUUUAUCAAUCGAAUUUUCCUUUUGUAACCCAUAUUUUUCUAUCAUAUCUAAAGGUUUAUUUGAUAGUAGAGGAUGCCUUUUCACUCAAAAGAAAUCAAAGGAAAUCGAGAUUCACAUCAAUGUUACAAGGUAAUGAAUGAUGUCGAGAUGAUAUUUUCAUGACUGAACCCUCACUGUAUUACUGCAAUGUAUACUGUUACAAACUUCGUGAAAACAGCCCCAAAAUCGCCCGGCGAGAUGUAGCUAUUUCACAGCGAGCACCCCGCAUAGGUUAUUGAUACAAGGCCAGUAUAGCUGGAGCUAUCAAUGCUGGUGCUAUUUUGAUAAAAUAGGUGUUUCUAUGUUUAACAGUUUUUUUUUUCUCAAAUUCAUUUUUUGGACAUUUUACUGACGUCAAUCCUAUUGAGAUUUUCUUCUAAGCCGUCUGACAGACAUGCUCAUUGAGUAUACCCACCCUUGUCGAGUCAUUUGGUUGGCCCCUGGACAGAGAAAAAAGCAACAACUUCACCACCGACAAUCAAUUACAUUAAACUAUAGUACCCCAACAAUUUUAAAACUGUAAAAUAAAAUAUAUUCAAAGUUUUAUAUUCCUAAUAAAUAUGUAUUUUUGACACGAGA